AUGGACUCCCCAUUAUCCCCACCACCACUCAGCAUCGCCAUCAUCGGCGCCGGAAUCGCCGGAGUAACACUAGCCAUCGCCCUCUCAGAACACAAUCCCAACCUCUCUCUCACCAUCUACGAAUCCCGCCGCGAAUUCAGUGCGGUCUCAGCCGGCGUAGGCUUCGGCCCCAAUGCCCUCAAAGCCAUGGCCUUGAUAUCCCCCAAGCUGAUCGCGGCGUACGACCAAGUGAAGACGCCAAAUCUCUGGCCAGAGAAGGAUCAUCUGUGGUAUGAGUUCCGGUGGGCUGAUACGGGAAAGCUGGUGCUGCAGGUGGAGAGUGAGAAGGGGUUUGCCCAUUGUAAUGCGAGUAGAGUGCAUUUAUUGGCGAGCUUGGCGGCUAUAGUCUCUGGGACGGUGAAGGUUGAGUUUGGGAAGAGGCUCAUUGAUGUGCAAGACUCCGAAGACGCCGGGUUUGGUAAUGGAGGAACGGGGAAAACUAGAAUCCGGUUUGAGGAUGGCACAGAUGCGUUUGCGGAUGCGGUUGUGGGGUGUGAUGGGAUACGGAGCGCGUGUAGACAGAUUCUUCUGGGUGAGGAUGAGAAGAGCGCGCAUGCUGUGUAUAGUGGCAAGUAUGCGUAUAGGAAAAUGGUACAGAUGAAGAAGGCAAUUGAAGCUGUUGGGCCUGAUGUCGAGAAUCGUCAGAUUUAUUUAGGGAAGGGAAGGCAUGUGCUAACAUUUGCAAUUCGCGGUGGACAAAUGCUCAACAUCGUCGCUUUCAAAGAUAGUGGAGGAGCGCCAUGGACGCAGAGACAAUGGGUUGUUACAAGUUCGCGAGAGGCUUUACUAAAGGAUUUCGCAGGCUGUGGUGAUAGGGCUUCCAAGAUAUUAGAGCUUAUCGACGAACCCGAAAAAUGGGCAUUGUUCAACCACCUUCCGGCACCCACCUAUGCUAAAGGUAACCUUUGCAUUCUUGGAGAUGCAGCACACGCCACUACUCCCCACCUUGGCUCCGGCGCAGGUUGUGCAAUCGAAGAUGUGCACCUCCUCUCCGGCCUUCUAACACCCUCCUUAAUCAAAUCCGCCUCAGACAUAAAAUGUGCAUUCCUUGCCUACGACGCUCUCCGUCGACCCAGGUCGCAGGACUUGGUGAGGAAAUCACGAGCACAGGGACAUAUAUUACAACUUGAGAGCGAGUUGCCAGAUCUUGCGAAUGGGAAUAGGGAGGCAUGGCAGGAGUAUUUGGAAAGGGAGAUGGAUGUUAAUCCGCGUUGGGUAUGGAAUGUGGAUUUAGAGGGUAUGUUGGUGCAAGCGAGAGAGUUAUUUGAGAGUAUUCGGCAGGGUGAGAAAUGUGCUGUGGACGCUUAGACCUGAAAAGGGAAAGGUUGGCUGUGUUAGGUGAGAGUCAACGAUCGAAUUGUAUUUCAUGAAGUAGACUGUUACUGGG
Molecule: messenger RNA, 1426 nt
Organism: Hyaloscypha bicolor E
Lineage: Eukaryota; Fungi; Ascomycota; Leotiomycetes; Helotiales; Hyaloscyphaceae
Product: FAD/NAD(P)-binding domain-containing protein
Exons: 3
Coding region: 1-1347 (448 amino acids)
Biological process (GO): secondary metabolite biosynthetic process
Molecular function (GO): FAD binding
Source: RefSeq, a predicted model, not a curated record